Messenger RNA from Sphaeramia orbicularis (orbiculate cardinalfish), 3285 nucleotides. It is a transcript of the gene plekha8, whose product is annotated as pleckstrin homology domain containing, family A (phosphoinositide binding specific) member 8. Gene Ontology annotation, biological process: ceramide transport; intermembrane lipid transfer. Gene Ontology annotation, cellular component: cytosol; cytoplasm; membrane. Gene Ontology annotation, molecular function: ceramide 1-phosphate transfer activity; ceramide 1-phosphate binding. NCBI's taxonomy places the organism in Eukaryota, Metazoa, Chordata, Actinopteri, Kurtiformes, Apogonidae. The record is from RefSeq and is a predicted model, not a curated record.
GCCGAGGACGUUAGUCCAGAAAUUAUACUUCGGGCCCAAUGGAGUCCCUGCAAUCAGCUGUGCAUCAUAUCUUGUUAUGAUAAACAAGUAAUGAACGGCGAAAAACAUAGUUAAACAAUGGAAGGAAUGCUAUAUAAGUGGACCAAUUACAUAAGUGGAUGGCAGCCUCGCUGGUUUGUGCUUGAUGGAGGAACUUUGUCCUACUAUGACUCUCAAGAAGACGCCUGGAAAGGUUGCAAGGGCAGCAUUAAAAUUUCUGUUUGUGAAAUCCAAGUUCAUUCCUCUGACUCUACACGAGUUGACUUGACCGUACCUGGAGAACAGUACUUUUACCUCAGAGCCAAUGCAGCAGAGAGGCAGAAAUGGCUGGUGGCACUGGGAACAGCCAAGGCUUGCCUUACAGACAACCGAACAAGAGAGAAAAAGGUAAUUUAAUACCUCUGGGUUACAAGAAACACAGAGGCCCUGAAAACUAAGAUGUCAGAACUUAGAUUAUACUGUGACCUUCUCCUCCAACAAGUAAACAAGAUCAAGGAGAACGUGAGGCUAGGAGACACAGUGGAGACUGGCAUAGACACCGGAAAUAUGGUGAAGUCUACAUGCACCACUUUUCUGAAGACUUUAGAGGAAUGCAUGCAGAUAGCGAAUCGUACUUUUACUACAGAUAGCACACAGAGUCCACCGGGCUCUCCUCCAGUAGCAGCCAUCAAACCACACAAGAUUAAACCUGUCAACCAUUUAAAUCAGAACUUUGGAGAAAAAUGGAGAGAUUUACCUGAAACCCCAGGAGAAUCAGUUGUACAUGACAACCAGAGCCUCGACUCCGGACCAGAGGGACCAGAUGAACCAGAUACAGCAGAAAACUAUCCCGCCCCUUCAGAUAAAGAUGCAGCCAAUGGCAACAGCUCAGUUCACAAGGAUGAAGUGGAUCCUACUCUACACACUACGCAAAAUACCUCCGACUCUGAACACUAUGAAGAACCAGCAGGAGCAGAGGAGGACAAUGAAGCUGAUGAUCACGAGGAGGAAAAGCAACAGCAGAAGCACAACGAGGACCAAAGCCAUGAGCAAGACAACAACAAUAAGGAAGUAAACCCUGUCCAGCCUCAGCACCAACAGGAAGUUGUUCCAGACCAAGACGAGGCUCAGAAUGAAGGAGUCACUAAAGCAGAGUUAGAAGACACAGAGCAUGUGGACACAUUCUUCAGCACAAUGAGUCACAGAUUUAGUGAUAUAAGACUGGACGACGACAAUGGUAUCCCUACACAAGAGUUUUUGGACUCAUGCUAUGCAAUAGUGCCUGUAUUAGACAAACUGGGGUCCACAGUAUUUGCACCAGUUAAAAUGGACUUUGUCGGAAAUAUCAAGAAAAUUCACCAGAAGCUAACGUCAGACCCCAACAACUUCCCAACGCUUCAGUCCAUUGUGCUUCAUGAAGUCCAGACAGAUGUUGCACAGGUUCGCAACUCAGCCACAGAGGCUCUGCUGCUCAGACGAGGCCUCAAGUUUCUCAAGGAGUUUUUAUCAGAGAUCAACGGAGGAACAGACAUCCAGGGAGCACUAAAUAAUGCCUAUGGGAAGACACUCCGGCAGUACCAUGGAUGGGUGGUGCGAGGAGUAUUUGCUUUGGCCCUGAGAGCUGCUCCAUCAUAUCAAAGUUUCACUGCUGCCUUAGUGUCCACAGAAGGCGAUGAGUUGAAGAGCGGCUUCAUCAGCGGUAUGCACAGAGACCUGGGCAUGUACUUACCUGCCAUGGAGAAGCAGUUGACCAUCCUCGAUGAUCUGUAUGAAGAAUACAACCUGGAGUCUGACGAGGUGGUGUGAAUGAAAUCAUAAUUGUUAUUCAAGGAAGCCGAUAACCUCACUGAACGGGCAGAGAAGUGGCUCAGUGCUGAGGCCAGAUGCCAGGAGUUGAGUACAUCUAGUGUACAAAAUAGUGUGAGCAUGUCCACUGUCAGUGUGUGGUUUUUUUAAAAGAUUCUUGAACUCUACAGGAGUAGAGAUUUAAGUUGUGAAGGAGGUAUGAAUGUUUGCAUUUAGUAGCACACAGGAGGCAAACCAGGCAUUACUGAUUAUGAUUCAACAAGGUGUAGUUUCAGGUCUUGUUGAAAACACCAUUGACAGUGUUGAGGUAUUAAGUCCUGUACUUCUACAGAAUGUAUCGCAGUGACUCCAUGGGGAUAUGUAUUUCUGGUGCACAUUUUGGCACUGAAUUGUGGCUUUGUGUACUAUAUAUAUAAGUACAUACCUCGGGGUAUUUAGCUCUAUUAACGUCCCUCUGAAGUAAUUAAUGAUCUCUCUUACACUUAUUAGAAUGACUUUUUUUUAUCAAUCUUGCCCUGUUUUCUUUGAUUAAUGAGACAGGGUUAUAUCUUUAACUGAUACAAAGCACUAUUUUGACAAACAGUCACAAAACAAAACAAAGUAUGGGCUGCCUUUUGGUGUCUCCCUUGAAUUCAUUAUUUUGCACUAACUAUAGACGAUUAGUGGACUUUACGAUAAGUUUUGAUUUAUUUCCUGUCCCUGGAAUUUAAGUCUGAAUUCUGCAGUUUGACAAUGUGAUGUUCUGCUUUACAUCAGUGGCAUGUUGUGCAGACUCAUCAUGGGACCAAAAAGGAGCUGUCUAUGAAUGACCUUUAGCCUUUGCUGCCUACAGUACCACAACACAAGAAUUAAAUAGUACAGCGUAGCCGUUGAAGUUCUGACAACUGCUGAAUAUUUAUAUGGACAUUCUCUGCACAAACCUAUGCAUAGUAUGCACCUCAAUGUCUAUUUAUUAUGUUUUAAGUUAUUAGUUCACAUUCAUGUCAUUGGGAUCAUUCAGUCUGGCUUUUGUAUGAAUGUAUGAGCAUUCAUAUCCAUAUAGCAUGUUAACUGAUUGCAUGAUUUUAUGUAAAAAUAAGAAAGGUGCCAAUGAAAGUGAAUAUGGGCCAAGGCCUUGAAUUAAUUAUCUUAAUUAAUAAAGCUAAGGGUAUAGACUGUGAACCUUAUAAUACAUAGCUUCUUUCUCAUCUCUGAGCUUUAUAAUGAACAUUAACUUUCAGCAAAUAUAAAUGUCUGCUUAACAGAUGCCAUCAUCUCAUUUUAGCAUUGUUCUGCAUAUACUAGAGUGUUUUUACCAGCCGUGCAUAAUAUUUUAUGAUGUCAACAACAAUUACAAAAUGAAUAGGAGGCCUCUAAAGGCUGAUUGGAAGUUUGAGCCAUUUGAACAACGCAGGAACAUUCUCAUAGGGCUUUUUACUAAAAUAUACAGUACCACAUAGUAUUUUAACUUUAUUCUUUUUU